AUGAUGGUAGCCAUGGAUUAUUUCCUUGGUCUAAUGAUACUAAUUUUCUCUCUUCAGCCUUUGUCAUACAUUGUUGAAGCUAAAAUCAGUGGCUUCAGCGUUGAACUAAUUCAUCGUGACUCCAAACUAUCUCCGUUCUAUAAUCAUNUUCAGCCUUUGUCAUACAUUGUUGAAGCUAAAAUCAGUGGCUUCAGCGUUGAACUAAUUCAUCGUGACUCCAAACUAUCUCCGUUCUAUAAUCAUUCUGCCACUCCUGGAGAGUUGUCAAGCUAUGAUGUUUUGCGAUCCAUUGCCCGAAUCAACCACUUUCGUCCAUCAUCUCCUUUGUCAUACAUUGUUGAAGCUAAAAUCAGUGGCUUCAGCGUUGAACUAAUUCAUCGUGACUCCAAACUAUCUCCGUUCUAUAAUCAUUCUGCCACUCCUGGAGAGUUGUCAAGCUAUGAUGUUUUGCGAUCCAUUGCCCGAAUCAACCACUUUCGUCCAUCAUCUGUUGAUGGAGAAAAAAUUGAGUCUGUGAUAAUUCCAAAUGGUGGUAACUAUCUCAUGAAAAUUUCUAUUGGCAACCCACCAGUUGAAAGCCUAGCCAUUGCUGACACAGGAAGUGAUCUUGUGUGGAUCCAGUGCGCACCUUGUGACAAUUGCUAUCCUCAAGAUAGUCCCAUCUUUGAUCCGGUGAAGUCUUCUACUUACAUGGAUCUUCCUUGUGACUCAAGUUCUUGUCAAGCUCUACCAAGGUCUCAAUGUGGCAACACAAAUAAUGACUGCCAAUAUAGAUAUCGUUAUGGAGACAGAUCAUAUACCAUUGGAGUCCUAUCCACAGAUACCUUCACAUUUGAUUCCACGAAUGCUCAGGCCACUGCAUUUCCAAAUUCUGUAUUUGGAUGUGGACACAACAAUGCUGGAACUUUCACUAGGCGUGGCUCCGGACUUGUCGGUCUCGGGGGUGGACCUCUGUCACUGAUUUCUCAAUUGAGUGCUGAAAUAGAGCAGAAAUUCUCGUACUGUUUGCUGCCGAGGACAGCGAACUCCGCCAGUAAAUUGAAAUUUGGCAAAGACGCAAUUAUAUCUGGUGAAUUUGUUUCAACUCCUAUAUCACAGCCACGGGACUCGAGUUCAAACACUUUCUACUCUCUCACCCUUCAAGCCGUAAGCAUAGGGAGCAAUAGCAUACCAUACAAUCAGAUGGAGGGUAAUAUAAUUAUUGAUUCAGGAACAACAUUGACUAUGUUGGAGUCAAAUUUUUACAGUGAACUUGAAGCUGCGGUGAAAGAAAUAAUUAAUCUAAACACAGUACAAGAUCCACGGGGAAACUUCAGAUUGUGUUAUGAUUCAACUUCCUUCAGUACGGCUCCUGAGACACCAAUAAUAUUCCAAUUUACUGGAGCUGACAUUACUUUGAAGACAAUUAAUACCUUCGUAGUUUUGGAUGGUAUUACUUGCUUGGCAAUCAUCCCUUCAAAUGAUCUCAAUAUCUUUGGUAACAUUGCUCAGAUUAACUUCCAAGUGGGCUACGACCUUGCAAAAAAGCAAGUCUCUUUCGCUCCAGCAGAUUGUACUCAAUAUUAG
Ilex paraguariensis (yerba mate) is the source of this 1566-nucleotide messenger RNA. The record is from the annotation of a GenBank genome assembly. NCBI's taxonomy places the organism in Eukaryota, Viridiplantae, Streptophyta, Magnoliopsida, Aquifoliales, Aquifoliaceae.